Messenger RNA from Aureobasidium pullulans EXF-150, 2047 nucleotides. RefSeq lists its product as uncharacterized. The record is from RefSeq and is a predicted model, not a curated record. The transcript is spliced from 3 exons. The coding region runs from base 94 to 2010 and encodes 638 amino acids. NCBI's taxonomy places the organism in Eukaryota, Fungi, Ascomycota, Dothideomycetes, Dothideales, Saccotheciaceae.
GCAAACACAUCGACUCGCACAUAACUUGUUCAUCGACAGCACUUUUCCACUGCACACCACACCACCCUAAGAAUUACAUGGCACGACGAAACAAUGGUCAAGUCUAACAAGUUCGAUUACACCGGACGCACAUCGUCUGGGCCGAAGCUGGGCAGGUCAAUUGCGUCAGACCUUGAGAAGAGAGCGGAAAAGAAGCAGCGUGAAGCCACCAAGUCCUCGUCGACGUCGGCUCACAGAGCGUAUUUCAAGUUGAAUCCUUCAUCGACGCGCACUCCCAAGAAGGAGCAUGGCCUACAAAACGCGCUGAAGACAUGUCAAGAUUUGGCUUUGGUUGAUCUCAACCUCUCCAACAACGAUCUCACCACCAGAUCUCUGGCUCGCUUGGCUCCUCUUAUUCUCGUAUCUUGCCACACCCUACAAACUCUUGACCUGUCACAAAACAAGUUUCGAGUGUCGACGCCCUCGGAGGCUGAGGAUUGGGAGCUUUUUCUCCAAUCUUUCCGCUGCUGUAUGACUCUGCGAAGACUCGACCUCAGUGACAACCCUUCUCUCGGCCCCCGAGCCUUUGAGAUUCUCGCACGCGUAUACUCGCAUGAACCCCCGGUAGAGCCUCUGCCUGCAGCCGGCAACCAAUCCUUCAUCACCUUGCCAGACAGCUGCUCCGCUCUGAGCAUCGGCAGCUUCGAUGGUGCUAUCCCGAGCCGUGCCGACGCUGAUCUUCCACGAUGUGCCAACGGCAAGACCAUGGCCGACAAAUGGGUGCUCAAACACCGUAGCGGCCUUCGAUCGCUUCCAUACUUAACCUUGUCCAACGUUGGCCUGAACGAUACAGGUGCACUCUUCCUAUCCUACAUCCUGGAACAACACUACUAUCCUAUUCAGCUGGUUACGGAAAACAAUGCCACCGAAGCCACAAGCACUAUCCGCACCUACCGCCAAGACGCCAAUACCAAAGGUGUCGACUGGGACAACAACUCCGACUUCCUGUCCAAGGAUGGUCUUCACCUGUUGCAGUGUGCAGAGAGGCUCAGGAUGAAGAUGCUCCUCGGGGAUACGGACAGCAUCACCAGCUCGUAUAUGUCGGCAAGUCUGCCGGAAGCACAUGAGACAUCUCCUAGAAGGAUCUCCACUGCUCAUCUUCGUCGCCCGAGCAUCCGAUCCUUCCAGUCCACCGACUACAGCAUCUACGACAAGUCCGACAUCAACAGUGCUCGUAAGAAGAUCCAACGCAACACCAUUGUACACACCGGUUGCGAAGGCGUUGAGCUCUGGCGUGCAUCUCUUACUGCAAUCAUUGCAUCUCGCAAAGUGUUUUUACUGGCCCCUGUAUUCAAGGCGUUCAACAUGAUCAAGUCUAUUCAGAACAUUAAUGACCAUGUUGCCGAGCACGAGACUGAAGCUGGCCUGGCGUGUGCUUCGCUUAGCACCGACGAUCACCUCAAUGACUCACUGGGUGCACUCUCGCUCUCUUCGAAUGCGGUCGAGUUCGACGAGGGUCAAGGUAAGCGCUCAUAUGCCGCCACGCUUAUGACUACCUCGCCCGUCGAUUCUUUACACCCCGAACAUGCCUUCCCAGACGCCACCAAUCACUCGUACUCCCAGUCCAGCACCGUUCUCCGAACUAGCGCAUCCUCUCGCGAGUCCGAGAGAUACAGUUCUGACGGUACCCAAGCUCAUGAAAGAUGCGCCAAGGCUAAGGUCACCUCGGCGGACUUUGUGAGAUACCAAGAGCGUCUAAUGAAGAAGUUGAAAUCAUGCCAUCGAGGCGAGAGUGACGGCUACAGAGAUGUCAGUCUACACUGCCAUCUUCCUCUUACAGCCUGCCUCCACAUCCUCAGACUCAGCAUGAGCGCCCAACAACUCAGUCUUCUCGGUAGGGACAAGCAAAGAAAGGCAUUUGCUUGGGGGCAAAAGAGGGAGACGCUCAGCAGCGAGUACGAUUGGAGAAUGAAGGAUGAAAGUUCUCAGCUCCUCAUGCUCCUCACCAGCGCUGGAUGCAUCGAGUAUUAAAGGAUCAGAGAUUGGACGAGAACGUGGCCGCUGCUUG